UAAGGCAAUCCGGAAGUGGAUGUAAAGAAGAGAUGCCACUUGGCGGCCAUGGCAGCUGUAGUACUGGUGGCUCCGGGUCAAGGCCCAGCAGAGUGGAGUAACAUGGGUAGCACUGGGUAUAGGGCAGAGACAGCUUUGUAUCAGCUUCCCUGCUGAGCCCCUACGACCAAUCGUUAGAGACCUGCAGGACUCCUUUCCUCAUCCUAGACUCGGAGAGGAGUUUGCUGGGAUUGGUGGGCUGGUCCCAGACCUGGAGGAAUCACCGGCGGGGCUGCUCCAGGGAGAUAGGGGCGCCCGGAGAACAAACAUCUUCGCUUGGAUUUUUCCUUUUGUUGCUGCCGCCCGGAACGUUGUGGAGGAAGUAGGCCUGUUAUGCUACCCUUAUAACAAUGAUUGAAUAACUCGCUCAUUCGCAUAUUUUCCCCCUGGACUUUUCUCAUCUGUUAACCCACGAGAAUCCAGUGACUGAUAUCUGAAAACUUAGGGGCUGCGACCUAAGAUUGCUCAAAGUUCUCUCUGGUGCUAGUAUCAACAAAAAGGGAGUGUUUCCAGGUACCUUCAAGAGAACAGUGCCUCGUGAACAUAUCUGCUGGUGGGGAGGACAAAAGAACUGGGAAGUCUACUUGUUCUGCUGAAACAACCACACGCGUUUAAGAACCUAAGUACCCUUUGAGACCACCGAAAAUUUGUACUCUGGUGGUGGUGAGUGAAUAAAGGAGGGCAGAAUGGAUGAUUUCAUCUCUAUUAGUCUGCUGUCUCUGGCUAUGUUGGUGGGAUGUUACGUGGCUGGAAUCAUUCCUUUGGCUGUUAAUUUCUCAGAGAGAUAAAUUUGAUGUGUUGGAGUGUAUGUCCUGUGCCACGUGAUGGAUAUUGGGGAUGUACAGGAGCGACUGAAGCUGGUGACUGUUUUGGGUGCUGGCCUUCUCUGUGGAACCGCACUGGCGGUCAUCGUGCCUGAAGGAGUACACGCACUUUAUGAAGAUAUUCUUGAGGGAAAACACCACCAAACAAGUCAAACACAGAAUGUGAUUGCAUCAAACAAAGUAGCAGAAAUACCAGUUGCCCAUGAACAUGAGCACAGCCAUGACCACACACAGCUACACGCCUACAUCGGUGUUUCCCUUGUACUGGGCUUCGUUUUCAUGUUGCUGGUGGACCAGAUUGGCAGCUCCCAUGUGCAUUCUACUGACGAUCCAGAAACAGCAAGGCCUAGCAAUUCCAAAAUCACCACCACGCUGGGUCUGGUCGUCCAUGCUGCAGCUGAUGGUGUUGCUUUGGGAGCAGCAGCUUCUACUUCACAAACCAGUGUCCAGUUAAUUGUGUUUGUGGCAAUAAUGCUACAUAAGGCACCAGCUGCCUUUGGGCUGGUUUCCUUCUUAAUGCACGCAGGCCUCGAGCGGAAUCGAAUCAGAAAGCACUUACUGGUCUUUGCACUGGCAGCACCAGUUAUGUCCAUGGUGACAUACUUAGGACUAAGUAAGAGCAGUAAAGAAGCCCUUUCAGAAGUCAAUGCCACUGGAGUGGCCAUGCUUUUCUCCGCGGGGACAUUUCUUUAUGUUGCCACCGUACAUGUCCUCCCCGAGGUGGGCGGAAUGGGGCACAGCCACAAACCCGAGCCCACUGGAGGACGAGGGCUCAGCCGCCUGGAGGUGGCAGCUCUGAUCCUGGGUUGCCUCAUCCCGCUCAUCCUGUCAGUAGGACACCAGCAUUGACUGCGGAGGGUCCAGCGUCAGCCCAUGGCCGUCUGCCAUCCAGCGAGAACAGCCAGCACCUGACAGCCGCUCACUUCCUCAGUCUCUCGUCUCACCUUGCCCAUCCCCACCUGUAUCCUAAAGAGUCCACAGGGAGGUGAGAUGAAAACCCAGAGUAACGGAAAGCUUUUCAAGUAGAAACAACACACCGCAGUUGGAUACAGACAUUCCGUUGUGUUGUCUUUUCAAGGGCCCUUGGCAUUUUGAGUUUUGAUGUUUCUCUUAACCCUAUUCUCAGGGAAGAUGGAAUUUAGUUGUAAGGAAAAGUGGAGACCUUCAUACUCAUAAUGAAUUAAUUACGAAAGUACAGUAUUGUGUAAUUAAGCUACAUCUCUUCGUUUGUGGAGGCGCUGCCAUUUUACCCAUUGAAUUUGAACAUGGUUUGCACCGCGUGAGACUGGUGCUGUAGCAUCUAUGCCACAUGCCUUGAUAGAAGGUCCUAACGCCCACUGUCUUAGAUGCUAAAGAUGAAUGUAGUUCAUCUGGGGCUAGAGUGAGGAAAAUGAUGGCAAGACACAUUGAAAGCUAACUUUAUACUUGAGAGAGAGCCGUUGAAGAGGGGAUGUCUGGAGAGACUUAAACACCGCCUUCGCCACGGGCCUCUUAAAGAGAGCCUGCCGCUCCAUCAAAUGGAGCAACAGAGGUGGACGGACUAGCUUUUAAAGGGGUGACUGGUGUUUUAUAGCAUUUCUUUUCACGUUCUCCUUUGUUGAGAGUACCUGCCUCCAAGACAUUCUUCGUAGAGAGAAGCCAAGUUCUAGUAGGUUCAGGCCUAGGCUUUCCUUCAAGUUAGAUUACCAAAACCUAUGUUGUCCCUUUUUUUUUUAAGUAUUUAUCUUAGCAGACCAGCAGUCUCUCUGGCAAAAUACUUUUGGUGCCCCUUGGAAAGUGUUAGGUCAGCAUCCCAGAAGCACCUGUAGUAGUGAAGAACGGCAAAGGGGAAGUGUUUGCCUGUUGAUUUAAAGCUUAUUAAAAUCAUGUCUCUUGUUUCUUCAUCUUAUCCAUGCUUUUCUCCUAACUUUCCCUCCAGUCCUUCCUCCCCACAGUUUGCUGCUUACUGCUGGUGGCGAUGUUAGUAUUUGUGUGAGUUGAGUUCUCCUCAGGACAACCACUUCUGGAACCGUGAUGAUGAAGAUAAUACUGUCUCUGUUCUUUAGUCCCAUCAGUGAAGUUACCUGUGUGUCAAAUGCAGCUUUGUUAAGCCCUUUAAAAUAUCACUUCAUCAUAUGUGAGAUGACACAAUCACUAAUAUUCUGGUAAUUUAAACCAUUGAAGUAGUAAAAGUGUUACGCAAACUAGGAUAAUUUUUCCACCUUUGCCAAAAUCCCUGUAAACCUUGUGUUAUCAAAUAAGUGUAUAAUAUUGUAUUAUUAAUUUAUUUUGAUUUUGUGUACCAUUUUGAAACACAUUGCAUAAAGAGGGAACCAAGACGGUUUUCUUCAGGGCAUCAGAUCUAGGAGUUCAUAAAACAUUUGAUAUGACACAUAAGCCAGCAUGCCUAGAAUUUCUUUAUUUCCUUCCUGGAUCUGUCACUGGGUCAGCAGCUAUGGAAAGAGAACUUGCGAGCCCUCUGCUGGCUGUAGACCAAAGUAGCAGAAGCUAGAUCUGGUUUGGGAUAGUGGCUGGCAACCACUGCGUACAUUAAAACCAACAGAAGGAACAGUAUGAAAGUCCUAGUGACUUUGCUGGUAUCAGCUCUGAUUAGGAGAGUCACAAGGUUUCAUCUGGUCCUUCAAACUGACAUGGUUGCCUUGAUUCUCCCUGGAAAUUUACUUUGUUUAAAAAAAAAACAACAUUAGCUCAUUUUCAUGUCUGGUUGAGUUUGGAUAGUGGCACUUUCUAUCAUAUUGUCGUGUGCAAUGAUCAGAAAUUUGUUCUGUGGCCAAAGUCUCCUUCAGCAGUGCCUUGCCAUCACACUUCAAAGUCUGGCUGGAAUAUCUUGCUGGGUAGGGCCUUGAACUCUGGCAAGGAUCGAACCAUCUCACUUCCCAAUUUGCCUUCCCCUCUGAACCUCACAUUAACAAGCAAACUUUUUGAGGCCCAUCAGCUCCCAGAAGCUGUGGGCUGUCCCAGAUUUUAAAGCUGCCAUCUCAGGAACUACUCAUUUCCCUCCUGGUCAGCAGGCAGCAAUAGCCAUACUAAUCUUACAGGGCUCACAUGCAUCUUCAGGCAGCAGGGACCUGAGCAGCAUGCAGAGGCCUUCCCACGGGGAAGAACUCACUCACGGCAUCCCAGGAGAGGCCACGCGGAUGGUCCAUUUCAGUUCCGUUUUCCUCUUGUUUAAAACUGCCUCCUCAGAUGUGGAUGCCUUAAUGUUCUCACGCAUUUGAAAACAUUGGCAAUACUUAAGAUGCUGCCGUGAUUACAGGUGGACUUAUUGGCUACCAAAGAGAUGCAAUUGAUGAUGAAAAGCAUGGUCCCUCCUUUCUUGUAACCAAAGUUGAUCUUAAUUGCAAUUUGACAUCCUUCCCUUGGUAGGGAUAGAUUUUCUUUGGAUCUUGAGUGCUCUCUUAAAUGGCAAAUUAAGUUGAAAAAAUACUGCCAAUCCAGUCCCCUCACUUGUCCUCCAGUGAAUCGUGUAUCAGUCUCCAUAUGCCCACAGCAGCGACGGUCCAGGUCUGGUGGCUUUCCUGUGCACACUGUUGCCAGAUUUCAUUUUUUUAGGCAGAGGUUCUGCACUGGAGUGUAGAGAGCUGAAACGGUACCACCUACAGAGGCUGUGUGUUCUCUCUCCCCGCCCCACCCCGUCACCUUUUUCUUUCCCUAUUCAAAACAGCCAAGUCUGUUCCUGUAUUUUGAAUCUUAGAAAAAAGAGAGAAGUGGCUGUUUUGAGUGGUCAGUUCUUUGUAGAAAGGAGAAAAUAUAAUUGUAUUUUUUUACUGGCCUACUUCUAAGUGUCACUGCCUUGGAUUUUCUCUUUUUCAAGGAUUAGAACUAGGAGGACACAACCAGCCCUCAGAAACCUGGUAGCUGGGUACUGAACACGGGAACUGUGUGUCAACAGCCCAAGCCCCCAGGGGGUGUUCCUGCCUGGGGGCCCCUCAGCCCCUUGGGAGAUUGAGGAUAAUGACCAAAUUCAUCCAAAACUGCUGCAGGGUAAGGCAGAGCCUCUGUCGGUGUUCUGCAGGAGAACCUUCGUGCAUUACAAAGUUUCUGCUCAGUACAGAAUGGUCCCCAUCACCCGAAGAGCGCUGUUGGAGAUGCUAUAAAAUUAAAACCAGUGAUGCCGCCCCUUUGUAUCUGAGGCAUCUAGAUUCACCGAAGCAGACCGGAGGGAAAUUUGUGACUUGUAAGAAAGGGCUAGACAACCAGAAGGAAUUUUCUAGAUAUGCUCAGCCUGACACAAGGAGACUGGCUUUGAUCUGUUUUCUAAUAGUAUCUUCUAGCAAGUUGGAAGUCUCAUGGGUAACACUGCAGUUCCCUUGGUUCAGUUGCCUGACAGUGAUUUUAAAUGUCCCUUUUUCUGGAUCCUUUGUAAACAUGAAAUCAUUCCAUGGAUGGCUGCCUUAUAAUUUUGUCUCUUUCCACUUUAAUUGUGAACAGUUAAAAAAACAUUUUUUUGGCUGUUUUCUGAUUUAUGAUAUUAAAUUUUUAUUAGUGCAUA
This is a messenger RNA of Sus scrofa (pig), 5355 nucleotides long. The record is from RefSeq and is a predicted model, not a curated record. Lineage: Eukaryota; Metazoa; Chordata; Mammalia; Artiodactyla; Suidae.